UCAAAUCCAUCGCCGGCCGUCGCUCCCUGGCGCCUACCGUCCCGGCCCAAUCCCAUCAGCUCUGCUGCUGCCAUUACUGCACCCAUUGUUCCAGCCACCGUCGAUUUCGGUGCGGAAUCCAUCAGUUCUAGAAGGAAAUCGUUGGAACACGUGAUCGAGUCGAAUCGCACUGCCGGCCUUGUGGAAGCUGUCAAUCGGCACGUCGUCGAGACGCAUGCGCACACCAAUGGAGCCGACAGUGCCGCUUUAAUCAAACCAGACAUCGAAGUUCCAGAAGAUGAACACGAUCCUUCCAAACUGAGUCUGCGCGAACGAGUGAAAUUGUUUGAUCGGCCGCUGUUGGCGGCCAGCUCGUCUGCCCUCCCGCCCAAGCGUCCAGGUCGACCGAAUCGCAAGAUCUUUGCCCGUUUCCAGACGCAGCCCGUCACCAGCCGCGAGGUGAAAAAUGCUCUCCACCUGGGCUUUACGAGACGCCCGUCUUCGACCAAGGCCCUCGUUCCUACCAGAGAAGUGAUUGCAGAUCGUUCGGUCGUCAAAAUAGACGCAAAACCAGAGGAAGUGGACGAUCAAGAUCAAACUGGAGCUUCCGGCUUGGAGAGAAUCCGAGGAAUAUUGAGGAGGAAGAGCACGGACAACACGAUGGAGAUGCGUGGCAUUUUGCGGAGUAAAUCGCCUUCGAUUGGCGAACAGCCCAAAUCGAUUUUAAAACAUCAUUCGCCGGACGUUGACGAAACGGAGCAAUUGUCUCCUUCGAACAGCAGCUCGGACGAGUUCCCCGUUGCGGCCGAAAACGAUUUAGCUGCCCAGCUGCUCAACGUCGAGCUGGAAUCGAAACAUCAGCACGUGUCCGCCGAUGCCCAACCGCCAUCCAAUGGGGUGAACAGCAAGAGCGAUAGCGCCCUUUCGGAAAGCCCUACGUCCAAACCAAAAUCGAAUUCCAGUCAAAACAUGGCCGUCCAGCAAUCCUCUGUCCGUCGAGAAACUGAAACGAUCAUCUUGGAAUCGGAAGGAAGUAGCAGCGGAACAGAAACUACAACGACCGUUACAUUCCGGCUGGGAGGCAACACGGCCGGAACGACAACAGUCAAACAAUCGCAAACGAAAAUCAAGAGCCAUCAAAUCAAAGCCAAAAUGGAGGAAGUCAGCGACUCGAGCGUCGCUUCAAGCAGCAGAUCGGUGGUCGUUGAUGAGGAUGAUGACAGCAGUUCAUCCGGCGCCGAAGUCAAAACAACGGUAUCGUUGAGGUUGGCGGCUCUGCAGAAGAGCGGCGACACUGAAUGGCGUAAAAGGAUCUCGAAGCCGGUGGUGGGCAGUCCAUCGGCCUCGGCUGGAGAGAUGGACGAAGCUACGAAUUCAGACGGAGAUAUCGCAAGCAAAGGCAGCAUUGCCGAUCGAUUGAAAGUACUUGAAACAGCUCAAAAAGGGUGGCGGACAAGGGUUCACGAGCCGGACGCUGCCCGAUUUACCGUAGCUGGCAAAAUGGGCCAGCGUCCCGUGUCCGUCCACGUCCUCUCAUCUGAAACGAUCAAACACAAACCGAUUAGUCCGAUGCUCGAUCGCAAAAUGAAAACACCCAAACCUGUCCCGUUGAGGCUUAAAAAUGCAGACGGAUCGGCUGUGUCCGAUUCGUCGCCUGGAACAACGCCAUCCACCGACGAUGUGAAACCACCGUUCAACCGAUCCACGUCCGAUCCGAGCAGUACCCCAUCUAGACUCAUUAUUCCUGGAACUGGCAAAAUCACUUCUCGAAUCGUGUCCGUUCCACGGCCAGACGAUGAAACGUUCACCUCGUUCUUCGCUGCGUCUUCGUGGUCGCUGGCCACGUCAUCGCAAUCCGUGGCCAUGGUCCAGUCAUCCGCGUCGUUCGUUGAUAUAACAGACGAGGAUUUUGACCGGAUGGCCUUUUCUCGUGACGCGGUCGUCGUGGAGAAACGGUCAGGUGAACGUCCAGCGACGGAAACACAACACCUCGCGAAAUCCGAUCAAGUCUCUCAUCUUGCGGCCCGACAUGUUGCGCAACGAGUACGAGGAAGUGGACACUGGCGUGGCCGAACCGAAGUGCAGCGAGUCAAACUGGAAAAACUGGCCCAGAAUUCGCAUCUGGCCGUCGAAGCGCUGGCCGGUCUGGCGUCGAAAGAAGAUUUCGCGGCCAUUUCACUCAAAUCGGCCAAAGAGACGGGCGACGAGCAGUCGAAACGGACCGUUUAUCUGAUGCAGGUGAAGGGCCGUCGUCAGAUUCAGACGCGUUUGGUGGAGCCGAUCUACACGUCGGUCAACAGCGGCGACUGUUACGUCCUCGUCACGCCCACUGACGUCAUCCAGUUCAUCGGGCGUUACUCGAACGUCAUUGAACGCUCGAGAUCGACCGAAGUGGCGCAGCGUAUCGUCUCGAAGAAAGAUCUGGCCAGUGCCAGGGCGUCGCACGUCCAGCUCAUUGAAGAAGAUAAAGUGGGCGCCAAUUCCUUCUACGGCGCGUCGAAACGCUUCUGGACAGCCCUGGGCAGAAGCGAAGCGGAACAGGCCAUCCAUCCCGCCGGACCGCCGGAGGAAGACGAACUUUACGAAUCGGCCAUCGCAACGACAAACGCCGUCUGGCAACUCAGCGGCGAUCGUUUAGAACCUUGCCAACAACAUUGGGGAACGAUCCUGCAGACGGACAUCCUCGAUCCGAAUAAAGUGAUGGUGUUUGAUUUCGGCAGCGAAAUGUACGUCUGGAGUGGCAAAAUGACUCGGCUGGAAGUGCGGAAAAGGGCCAUGCAGCUGGCCAAGGAGCUGUGGGAUCAAGGAUACGAUUACACCGAAUGCGCCAUUAAUCCCGUGUUCCAGAAGGCUACGUCAGACGAGCAAAGCAAAGGGCAGCAGAGACCGUCCUGGGCGUUACUGCGCUCGGCCAAACAGCACAUGGAACCCGUUCUGUUCCGCGAGAAGUUCUUCGACUGGCCCGACAAGAGCGGACUCAUCAAAGUGAAAACUCAAGAAAGCGAAGAGAAAGCCGUCGGCGUCGUCACGGACAUCUCAUCCCUCGAACCGUACGACGCCCAGCUGAUGUUAGAUAACCAAGUCGAUGAUCCCGAUUUGGAAUUAGAAGGCGCCCACCUCGGUCGUGGUGUCGAGUACUACGACGAAGCCGAACGUCGCCUUCAACAGAUAUCGACGUUGAGUGUCAAAGUGUGGCACUUGCAGGACUACGAGAAAGUGCUGAUGGACGAAGUGUCGCGCGGCCAGUUCCACUCUCGCGACACGUACAUCAUCCGCUGGCAGUAUCGCAUAACUGUGACGGGCAAAGAUUUGAAAGGCCAGCCGUCCGUGCACGGCCUCUUGGGUCGCGAUCGUUUCUGCUACUUCAUUUGGCACGGAGCCCAAGCUCCGCCCACCGACCAGGGUGCCUCGGCUCUCAAAACGGUCGAGCUGGACGAAGAGCGAGGGCCUCACGUUCGCGUCCAGCAAGGACACGAACCCCCCGCCUUUCUGGCCAUUUUCCAAGGACGGAUGGCCAUCCAAAGUGGCAAACGCGGCGAACGCGAAGCGGACCAGUCUGUUUGGCGAUUGUAUUUCGUACGCGGCGAAAAGGAGGAAGAAGCCCACCUGCUGCAAGUGAGACGCUGCGUCCAGGCGUUGCGCAGCCGUGGCUGUUUGCUGCUCGUCAACCAGUCGACGGGCACCGUCUUCGUCUGGCACGGCGCCAAGUCGCUCAAACAUACGCGCCAGGUGGCCAACUCUGCCGCGUCUGCCCUUAAACAGCACAGACCACCAGAGCUGAAUGUCCGGAGUGACGCCAAUAUGACCAUAAAGGAACAGUACGAAGGAGCGGAAUCGCGUGAAUUCUGGGAGGGCCUCGGCCACAACAGUCGAGUGGCAGAUCGCUCACUCUACCUGUCAUUGGCGGAGAGGCCGAAGGAGAACCGAUACGAUUACACGCCGCGUCUCUUCCACUUGACGUCGUGGACGGGACAGUUCCGCGCCGACGAGAUCCCACCCACUCUGCGCGUUCCUCAACUACCCUGUCCUUAUCCGUUUGUCCAGGAGGAUCUGUACGGCGCUAAUCAGCCGACGCUGUUCAUGCUGGACAAUGAACACGAGGUGUGGCUUUGGCAAGGCUGGUGGCCGGAUCUGCCGGACACGGAUAACACUAACACGGGAUCGGGCAAGCUGCGCUUGGCCGUCGAGCGUCGCUGCGCCAUGGAGACGGUUAUCGAAUACUGCCGCCUCAAAGGAGAUAAUGAGGAUCGAAUCCCACCGGCCGCCUAUCUCGUUUCGGCAGGCCUUGAACCGUUGGCUUUUACCGCCCUCUUUCCCUAUUGGACGGUGGACGAGCGUGUCGCCCAGCUCAGUAUUCAGGACGGAAAGAGUUCAGGCGAGUCUCAGUCCAUUCAAGACGUGCUGGACCGACUGAAGCGCACCGCAUACCCUUUGAGUGAGCUUCAAGUACGUCCGCCACCAGAGGGAGUCGAUCCUACCAAAUUGGAAUCUUAUCUAACUGACGACGAUUUCCAGGAGACGAUGGGUAUGAGCAAGAUGGAAUUCUACGCUCUACCUGCCUGGAGGCAAACGCAAUUGCGGAAGGAGACGGGACUCUUUUGAAAACAACAAACACAACUUGCCUUUUCAAAAAUAAAAAAUAACUAAUAAAAGGGGGGGGAUGUGCGUAGAAAUGAUGUGCGCACCCCACCAGUCGGACCACACACCUACCUGGAAAAUAAUUGGAGCCGAAAGAAGAUGAACAAAACGCCGACUGGAAUGAUCGAAUCAUCUGCAACGGACAAUAUCGCCAUUUUGUGAUAUGUAUAGUUUUAACGAUAUAGGGCAACAACAACAAAAAAAAAACAAACAGAAACAAAACAAAAACAAAAAACUAAUCAUUUAAAAAAAAAGUUAAGUUAGUAACACAACGUCUCGAUUGGAAGAUGUUUGUUUGUUUCAUUCUGACAUUGCACUGAUUGUUGUUCAACUGUUUUUGUUUUUGUUUUUUUUCCUGCCAUGUUUGGCACCUUGUUUCGAGUGCCUUUUCUUUUCUUUUUAAAUCAAGUUCUUGAAUAAUAUUUUUUAACUUCUCUUUCGAUUGGAGAGAAACGAAAAAGUAGGAAAAAUUUGAUUCGCUUUUUGUGCCUUUAAAUCUUUUUUUGGGUUUUAAUGUCUCCCUUUUCGAGUCACGUGACGACUUUACGAAAUCGCCGCAAUCAUUUCGAAAUGUAUUUUUACUGCAACAGUCGAAGAGAGGAGGGGGGGAAAUUGUUUUCUUUUCAAAGAAAAAAGAAAAAACAGCUGUCCACUUUCGCUAUCGUUUUUACUCUCGACUGCAACAAUCGUGAAAUUUUCUUGAUGAAAACAAAACAAACGGGAAUGCGUUUUCACGUUUCAAUUGUGGGAAUAAGAAAAUAGGAGAAGAGUUGCACUUGUCGUAAAAAUUAUGAUAAAACAUUUUUUUUUUCCCUUUCGCUCCACGCGCCAUCCCCCCCCCAUCGUAAGUUUAAAAAAAAAAACUUUCGCUUGGACUUUUUUUGUUUUUUUAUUUGAGGAUUGGGGGCAACUUUUUUCUGCCUUGAAAAGAUGGUGGGAAAAAAACGUGAAUAUUAAAAAUUCAGAACCAGUCGCUUCUUUUAAUAGACGUUUUCAUUCUUUUUCUUUUCCCCCCUUAAAUCAUCCGCCCUGCCAGGCCGAAAUAUUUUUAAAAACAACUUACAAGUCGUAAAAAAAAAUAUAUAUAUAAAUUCGUACAUUUUAAAAAAGCUUAGUCCCGUCAUCAUCAAAAAUGAAUUACAAUAUGUAAAACGAUUCUGCCUGAAAUAUGUUAUGCCUGACCGUGUUUUCAACUCCCUCCCUCCCUCUAUUGUACACGCAUCACUUCAACAUAUUGUCUGGAUGCUAUAAAUUAAAGAAAACAAAAAUUAAUCUGUGAAAAAUGAAAUAAAAACGACGGCAAAUACUACGAAAAGCAAACGGUA
Molecule: messenger RNA, 5942 nt
Organism: Daphnia magna
Lineage: Eukaryota; Metazoa; Arthropoda; Branchiopoda; Diplostraca; Daphniidae
Gene: Svil
Product: supervillin
Biological process (GO): barbed-end actin filament capping; actin filament severing; actin polymerization or depolymerization
Cellular component (GO): cytoplasm; actin cytoskeleton
Molecular function (GO): actin filament binding; phosphatidylinositol-4,5-bisphosphate binding
Source: RefSeq, a predicted model, not a curated record